AGGAGACACUGUGGAAACAGGAGUUCACCACAAAGGAAGCAAGCAUGUCUUUGCACAGACUGAUGGUGUAUUUGUCGACAGCAUCCUUGUUUUGCUUCAUGAUAGGACUCAAUGCCGCACUCUUUGUUCUGCGUUUUAUUUCACCAAGUCUCACCAAGAAGAUCAUUCUCAAAAUGGGUGAAAAGACCACGAUGACCCAGAAUCCCAACUUCAAGUAUGAAGAUUGGGGUCUGACAUUUGCAUCUGUUGAUUUCGUGAAAGCCGCCAGCAGCCACCUGUGGAUGUCUCUCGGACAAGAUGCCUUUGUGGGGGGAGAAGCUCCUGACACAUCUGUGGUCAGCAUGGAGGGAAAGAAAACAAGUAUCUGCAAGUACUUGAAAGACAACAGAGCGCUGGUGUUGAGUUUUGGAAGCUGCACCUGACCCCCGUUCAUCUUCAAACUUGACGAGUUCAAGCAACUCGUCAGGGAUUUCAGCGACGUGGCUGACUUUCUUGUAGUCUACAUCGCCGAGGCGCAUUCAACAGAUGGUUGGGCCUUCACCAACAACAUUGACAUCAACCAGCACCAGAACCUGGAGGACAGGCUGUCUGCAGCACAGAUCCUGGCUCAGAAGGAGCCCCUGUGUCCGGUGGUUGUUGACGACAUGAGUGACGUGUCUGCCAUAAAGUACGGCGCUCUGCCCGAGAGGCUUUACGUGCUGCAAGCUGGGAAAGUUGUCUACAAGGGGAGCGUGGGGCCUUGGGGUUACGAUCCAAUGGAGGUGCGUUCGUUCCUGGAGAAGAUGAAAUAAGAAGGUUGUUCAAGUAUUUGCCAUCCGAUUAGUCUGUCCACAUCAUAGUCAACAUAUAUUCUCAUAUCAACCAAUACCAUAUUGUUUUAAAUCAAGGUUCAAAUCAAUUAACUGCUUAAUCUACAUGUAGUUUAAUAUCUGCUCUUUGGGGAGGGGGGGGGGGCAUCGUGCUCCUACAGUCAAUCUCUGAGCUUGAACUCGCCUCUCUGUGUUUCUUAGUGACGGCUGCAGAUUAAACCGUUGGCCUCUGUAGCCAGAUGAAGUGAAACGGAGAGAGACGGUCUGGUUCAAGAGUUUGUGUUUGAGACGUCGCAUAAUGUACAGGAGAUGUCCCCUAAAUUGUCUUAAAGUUUAAAAGGCCGUAAGAUUUGAAGUCAAUGAAAGCACUCGUUUGCCACUUCUCUCGCAGGUUCAUUUAUCAUCAACUCUAUCAUUAGCAUUGUAAACUGUAUUAAUUACUAAGCGCUUCUAUUGUCAGUGAAUGCUCCGAGGUAAUUUCACAGGAGGGUGUUUUUUUUUUAUAUAUGAUGGUUACAGUGCAAACCUCUGGUAACUGUAACCUGAUGGAUUACUUGAAAAACAGCCUUCCCUGGUUUAUGUAGGAGCAUUCAUGAUGACAUGUAACAUUUGCAUGAUAGUACAAUAAAGAACAAGCUGGGAAGAAGACUCCUGCAUCAACUCCUCCAUUCAUACGCGACAUGAUUUGAAUUGUGUUUCCGUGACCCUUCCUCCACUGCCGACAUAGCUGGAUGGAAAUAAACUGGCUAAAGUUAAAUCAUUAUUCAAAUGAAAAGCAGCAGCCAUUGUUUGAAACAUCCAUCAUCGCUUCUUUGAGCUGCUGACUCAUCCAAUAAGAUGGGCUGCAAAUCUCCACAGGUGUUUUUAUUUUUACAUCAUGUUUCUGUGGGGAAAAUGGCCGAGGGCUUAAAUGUUGACGCACACAGCAGUGUGACACCACACGGCAAGCUGGCUGUUGUUGACUCUCUUGUCUGGAAAUGGUAAACGUCCUGCACUGUAUGUGGGUCAUGCCAAGUUCAACAAGUGUGCACACACCGCGAGUUGUGAUGUGUGGCAUUCAGGCCCUGAUGUGAGUUAAUACCUAACCGUCUAGUCUUUGCAAAUCUAUCGAUUUUGGCUCCCAGCAGGUCUAGUCUCACUACAAAACUUACUGCCUCUCUUGCUUUAAUUCUUCAAUAGUGUUGUAUAACACGAAGCAAACAGUAGUGCAUUGCCUUUCAAGGUCUAGGUUUUACUCAUGUCUUUUAGGGGUGAAAGAGGAACUAUUGUUAAUAAUAGAAAAUAAUGAUUUACCUCAAGGUAAGAAUGAUUAAACUCCCAACAUAUAUCAUAUCAUUAUAAAUUGUUGAAUUGGCUUUCCUCGUCUUUAUGGCUUUUGCCUCCACACAAAUAUUAAAUUAAGAACCCACUCAUGUACAGUAUUUGGGUAGAUUUUUAUAUAUAUUUUUAAAUGCACACAAUAAAAAGAGCUGCAUCAGUGGUGAUUUGUGCCCUGUUUUGUCUGAUUAGUGUAAAAGUGAUUGGAAAAGUAAACCCUGUUAAAAAAAA
Messenger RNA from Anarrhichthys ocellatus (wolf-eel), 2357 nucleotides. RefSeq names its product iodothyronine deiodinase 1 (gene dio1). Gene Ontology annotation, molecular function: thyroxine 5'-deiodinase activity. The transcript is spliced from 4 exons. The record is from RefSeq and is a predicted model, not a curated record. Gene Ontology annotation, biological process: thyroid hormone metabolic process. NCBI's taxonomy places the organism in Eukaryota, Metazoa, Chordata, Actinopteri, Perciformes, Anarhichadidae.